This is a messenger RNA of Chenopodium quinoa (quinoa), 894 nucleotides long. RefSeq lists its product as uncharacterized. The coding region runs from base 1 to 894 and encodes 297 amino acids. Gene Ontology annotation, biological process: DNA integration. NCBI's taxonomy places the organism in Eukaryota, Viridiplantae, Streptophyta, Magnoliopsida, Caryophyllales, Amaranthaceae. The transcript has a single exon. The record is from RefSeq and is a predicted model, not a curated record. Gene Ontology annotation, molecular function: nucleic acid binding.
AUGGAAAUGGUGAGGAAAUGUGACAAGUGCCAGAGGUUUGCAACAUUAAUUCACCGACCCGCCAACAGCCUUUCGGCCAUCAGUAGUCCGCUCCCCUUUGCCAAAUGGGGGGUGGACAUCUUAGGUCCAUACACACCAGCGUCCGGCCAGAGGCGGUAUGUGUUUGUAGCGGUUGACUACUUCACAAAAUGGGUAGAGGCCGAGGCCGUCCGAGGCAUCAAGUGGACAGAUGUUACAGCCUUCAUAUGGAAGAGUAUCAUCACGCGUUUUGGCGUUCCCCAGUCUAUGGUGUUUGACAAUGGACCUCAGUUUGAAACGCCUCAACUCAAAAAAUGGUUAGAAGACCAAGGCACAACUCAUUGCUUUGCUUCGGUCGGCCGCCCACAAGCGAAUGGUCAGGUAGAGGCAUACAACAAAUUGAUCUCCAAUGGAAUUAAGCGCAAGCUAGAAAAAGCAGGUGGCUUGUGGGAUGACGAGUUGAUUAAUGUGCUGUGGUCCAUACGAACCACGGCCAAAAGUUCCACAGGAGAAACUCCCUUCUUCCUAGUAUAUGGUGCUGAGGCGGUCCUUCCCAUUGAAAUGUAUGAGCCCACUCUUAGGGUGAUGCUAUAUGAUGAAGCGGCCAAUUGGGAAGCCAUGAAGACCGCUCUAGACUUCCUUCCUGAAGCUAAGGGCAAUGCGGCGCUUAGGCAUGAAAUCUAUCGUGUUCAGAUGACCAGGAAGAUGGAAGCGGUCGGGCGAGCAAAUGAGGAUGGCAAGCUGACCCCAAAUUGGGAAGGGCCUUAUCGAGUCAGGGAAGAGGUCAGAGAUGGGACUUACCGUCUUGAAUCCACGAACGGCCGACCCAUCCCGCGUACAUGGAACACCGACAAUCUGAAGAAAUAUUAUGUUUAA